UCAGGGCUGAAGCUGGGUCCGGGGUUCUGGCUAAAGGACAGAGGUCUGAGAGCUUCUUGCCUCUGGUCUCCUCCCAGUUCUCCAAGCCACUGAGGGCCAGGCAGGAAGCAUCGGUUUCCUCAAAGCCACUUCCCUACUGGGACAGAGUCUCAGUCACAAACAACUACCAACACCCUACCCCGCCCCUCCUUCCCUCACUGCUGUGAACUCAGAGCAGCAGGACAAAGUGCCUGGGACAAGGACAGAGGACUGAAGCAGCCAUGGGCCCUGAAGGAGGGGGCCUCCUUGGGGCCAGGUGGCCCCUGCCUCUCCUGCUUCUGUUUGCCAUGGGAAGCAUGGCUCAGGAGUCCCCACCCCAGAUCUUAGUUCACCCCCAGGAUCAGCUGCUCCAGGGCUCCGGCUCAGCCAAGAUGAGCUGCAAAGCAUCAGGCCAGCCACCCCCCACCAUCCGCUGGCUGCUGAAUGGGCAGCCCCUAAACAUAGAUGUAGACCUAUACCACCUCUUCUCCGAUGGAACCCUCCUCCUGCUGCGGCCCCCCACGCAGGGAAAAGCCCAUGAUGACCAGGUCCUGUCCAAAAUUCUCGGCAUCUAUACCUGUGAGGCCAGCAACCAGAUGGGCACAGCAGUCAGUAGGGGUGCUCGUCUGUCUGUGGCUGUCCUCCGGGAGGAUUUCCAAAUCCAGCCCCAAGACACAGUGGCCAUGGUGGGUGAGCAGGUGAUUCUGGAGUGUGGGCCUCCCUGGGGCUACCCAGAACCCACAGUCUCAUGGUGGAAAGAUGGGAAACCCCUGGACCUCCAACAAGGGCGGCUCAUGGUUUCCAGUGGUUCCUUGCUGGUGUCAAGAGCAGAGAUGAGUGACACAGGGAUCUAUAUGUGUGCAGCCAACAACGUUGCAGGACAACGGGAAAGUCGAGCAGCCAGGGUAUAUAUACAGGAGUCCCAAGACCACAAGGAGCCUCUGGAGCUUCUGGCUGUGCAAAUUCAGCUAGAAAAUGUGACCCUGCUGAACCCAGACCCCAAGAAGGGCCCCAAGGCUGGGCCAGCUGUGUGGCUCAGCUGGAAGGUAAGUGGCCCUGCUGCACCUGCUCAGUCCUACACAGCCUUGUUCAGGGCCCAGACAGCCCAGGGAGGCCAGAGAGCUCCAUGGACAGAGGUGCUGCUGGAUGGCUGGCAGAGUGCAGAGCUCAGGGGACUCCACUGGGGCCAAGGCUACGAGUUCAAAGUGAGACCAUCCUCUGGCCGGGCUCGAGGCCCUGACAGCAAUGUGUUGCUCCUCAAGUUGCCAGAACAAGUACCCAGUGCGCCACCCCAGGAAGUGACCCUAAAACAUGACAACAGCAGCAUCCUUGUGAGCUGGGUCCCACCACCUGCUGAAAACCACAAUGGCAUCAUCCGUGGCUACCAGGUCUGGAGCCUAGGCAAUGCCUCAUCGCCUCCAGUCAACUGCACCGUCGUGGGUGUGCAGACCCAGCUGGAGAUCGGCAUCCGAAUGUCAGGCUCCUACUGUGUGCAAGUGGCUGCAGUCACUGGGGCUGGGGCUGGCGAACCCAGUAGCCCUGUCUGCCUCCUUUUAGCCCCACCCUCUUGUCUGCCAGACUCUCACUGCCUCACCUGCACUCCCCUGAGCUCCACAUUCUAUACAGAGCAGGCCAUGGAGCGAUCAGCCCGAGAACUCAGUGAGCUCGGUCCCUGGACUCUAGAGCGACUGAGGGCCACCUUGAAGAGACCAGAGGUCAUCGCCAGUGGAGGUGUCCUGCUCUGGCUAUUGCUACUGGGCAUUGCUGUGUGUAUCUACCGCCGGCGCCAAGCCAGGGUGCACAUGGGCCCAGGUCUGUACAGAUACACCAGUGAGGACGCCAUCCUAAAACACAGGAUGGACCACAGUGACUCGCCCUGGCUGGCAGACACUUGGCGAUCCACCUCUGGCUCUCGGGACCUCAGCAGCAGCAGCAGCCUCAGCAGCCGGCUGGGAGUGGACCCCCGGGACCCACUAGACUGCCGGCGCUCCUUGAUCUCCUGGGACCCCCGAAGCCCCGGAGUGCCCCUGCUUCCAGACACCAGCACUUUUUAUGGCUCCCUCAUCGCUGAGCUGCCCUCCAGCCCCCCAGCCCGGCCAAGCCCCCAGACCCCAGUUGCCAGGUGCCUCCCUCCCCAGUUGGUCCGGACCUCCAGCCCCUGGCCCAGCUCAGAUAGUCUCUGCAGCCUCAGGGGCCUGGCCUCUCCUCGAGUGUCUCUGACCCCUGCAGAGGCUUGGAAGGCCAAGAAGAAGCAAGAACUGCACCAAGCCAACAGCUCUCCCCUGCUCCGGGGCAGCCACUCCUUGGAGCUCUGGGGCUGGGAAUUAGGACACAGAGGCUCCAAGAACCUUUCCCAAAGCCCAGGCCCAGGCUCCUGUUCCCCAGGAGCAGUGCCCGGGGCUCUGGUGGCCUGGCGGGCCCUGGGACCACAGCUCCUCCAAAACUCCAAUGUGCUAGCAACUCGCCCUCUCCCACCAGUCCCUCUCUCUCCUGGAAGAACCCUCACUCAGAGUCCACAGACACACCCCUCCAGGGCCCCCAGCCCCCAGACCUCGUCCCUCUCUGGUCCCAGCGCAGCUUCCAGCCGCCUGUCUAGCUCUUCACUGUCAUCCCUGGGGGAAGAUCAGGACAGUGUGCUGACCCCUGAGGAGGUUGCCCUGUGCCUGGAACUCAGUGAGGGUGAGGAGACCCCCAGGAACAGCAUCUCUCCUAUGCCCAGGGCGCCUUCGCCCCCUACAACUUAUGGGUACAUCAGCAUCCCGACAGCCUCAGAGCUGGCAGACAUGGGCAGGGCUGAAGGAGGGGUGGCAUCUGAAGUGGGGGGCUUGUUGUGCCCACCUCGACCCUGCCCCACCCCCACCCCCAGCGAGGGCUCCCUGGCCAAUGGUUGGGGCUCAGCCUCUGAGGACAAUGCCCCCAGUGCCAGAGCCAGCCUGGUCAGCUCUUCUGAUGGCUCUUUCCUCGCGGAUGCCCACUUUGCCCGUGCCCUGGCUGUAGCUGUGGAUAGCUUUGGCUUGGGUCUGGAGCCCCGGGAGGCCGACUUCGUGUUCACUGAUGCCUCAUCACCUCCCUCCCCACGGGAUGACCUCUUCCUGACACCCACCCUUUCCCUGCCCCUAUGGGAGUGGAGGCCAGACUGGUUGGAGGACAUAGAGAUCAAUCACACCCAGCAGCCAGGAAGGGGGCUGCCUCCUUGGACCCCUGACUCUGGGAUCUCUUUCCAGCGAAGUCGGCUCAGCUGUCCUGUGACCAAGGCUGGGGAUUCCUCCUGAGCUGAGUCCCUGAGAUAGCCAGAAGGACAUCAGGGUCCCCCUUCCUGUCUGCUCACAGGCCUGGCCUGUGGCCUAUGCUUCUCUGCCUCCAGGAGAGUUCUCCCACCAAGACUGCUAAAGAAAGAAAGAAAAGAAAAGAGCAAGCAAAGCAGACCUGGAGCCUUCUGAAAACAAAACAUCACCUCUACCCAACCCCAGGAUUCUCUCUCCUCAUAGCCACUCCCACAGCCUGGGCCUUUGGCCUAAGGAGUUCUGUCUCCUGCUCUCCCCACCCUCAAGGAUCAUGGGAAUUAAGGAGCCAGAGAGAUCUCGACAGAGGACAGAAGCGGCUGGUCAGAGAGGGCUGUGGAAGAAGAGAGCCUCCUCUUUCAGCCCUACCUGGCCUCCCUCUCUAGGGGCCAAUGCAACCCUCUCCCCAGGCCCAUCAUGUAAAGAAAAUAAAGAGGAGAGCUGGGAUUUAGCUCAGUGGUUCUGGUACCUGCCUCAAAAGUGCAAGGUCCUGAGUUUGAUCCCCAGUACCAAAAAACAAACAAAAUAAAGAAAAGAAAGAGGAGUCACUGAGGCGCUACCUAGUGCCAAGGCCAAGAGCUCAAGGCUGGGUCUAGGGAGGAAGCUGAAGAAAGAGAGGUGUGAAAAUGUGAGACAACAGUACCCUCUUCAUCCUGUUAUCACUUUGAGCUUCUCGAAUUCGAUGCUAUAAAACUACAAAGAUGAGCUUUGUGAGAUCAUUUCCUGGGGCAUCAUUUUGGGGAAAGUACCUGGAUGGCAAGAGAUACCUGUUAGGAAGGGAUCAAGCAUUCAUUGACAUUUGGAGAGUCCCCCUCUUUUCUGCUCCUCAGUUGCAGAGGGCAUGAGAUGCAUCCACAAGAUUUUAAGCAGAAUCUACUAAAGGAAGUGGUGGAAGAGUUUCAGGGCCUGCUGACCCUGGGAACUUAUUCUGAGAAGACAAUGCUUCUUUCUGCAGUCCUAGACCCUCUCCUCAAAGACAAGUCCCAGACAGUUUCUUAAAAAUAGACAAAGCUAAAUUCCAAAAAGGUAGAACCAUGAUGGCUGGCUAGUGAAUACUCUUUCAAUAAACACAGGAGCAGAGA
Heterocephalus glaber (naked mole-rat) is the source of this 4381-nucleotide messenger RNA. It is a transcript of the gene Robo4, whose product is annotated as roundabout guidance receptor 4. Gene Ontology annotation, molecular function: protein binding. Gene Ontology annotation, biological process: cell-cell adhesion. NCBI's taxonomy places the organism in Eukaryota, Metazoa, Chordata, Mammalia, Rodentia, Bathyergidae. The record is from RefSeq and is a predicted model, not a curated record.